Lycium barbarum (goji berry) is the source of this 1080-nucleotide messenger RNA. RefSeq names its product F-box/kelch-repeat protein At3g23880-like. The record is from RefSeq and is a predicted model, not a curated record. The transcript has a single exon. Bases 1 to 1080 code for a protein of 359 amino acids. Lineage: Eukaryota; Viridiplantae; Streptophyta; Magnoliopsida; Solanales; Solanaceae. Gene Ontology annotation, molecular function: protein binding.
AUGUCAAACAAGAAAGCACAAGAGAGGCUAGCCAUUAAUCUUCCAUUUGACAUCAUAUUUUCCAUAUUUACUAGGCUUCCAGUUCAAUCUUUGUUACGUUUUGAAUCUGUUUCUAAAUCAUGGAAUGCUAUAUUAUCUGAACAAAUAUUCAAGAAAGCUCAACUUGAUCAAUCCAAAGCGUUGGGCCGUGAAAAGCUCAUGCUACAAAGAAUUACUGGGCAUGUCGAGUUUAGAGACCUUGAAAGUUGUCCUGAAUUCAGUUUGAUGGAAGAGCAACUAUUUCCAAGAUUUCAAUGUGCUGAAAUCUUGUGCUCAUGUGAUGGUUUGAUACUUUUAAAAGGCUUUAAGGAUUACAAAGAGUAUGUUUUGUGGAAUCCAUCUACCAGAGAAUAUCGGGUUCUUGAAUCAUGUCCUUAUAUGAAUGGAUGCCCUAAAGCUUGUGGGCUGUGCUAUGAUUCGAAUCUUGAUGAGUACAAGGUUAUAUUGAUGUGUAGCUCGUUUUCUGUUGUUUACUCUUCCAAUAAGAGUUGUUGGACAAAGAAAACAAGUUUCCCUUGUCCGGUACAACUAUUUAAUAAUCGUUGCUCUGAGGGGAUUAGCACGGGAGGUUGUGUAUUUUGGUCUUUGAAUUGGAGUUUAAUCAACCAAUAUGUAGAUAGCAGUACUUCUUUUAUCAUAUACCUAGACGUGAAGUCGGAUGAUGUGAAAAAGCUUUCUGUACCAGAAUUUGUAGGUGCGAAUGGUUUCUUUGGUUUGAGUAGUUUGAACGGUUGCCUUUGUUUAUAUGGAGGAACAUACCAUUAUAAAGAAUUAGACAUAUGGACUAUGGAACAAGACGGCUGGAAAUGGUUAAUGAACGUGUGCAACUUGCCCAAUAUUUGCAUAAGGUUUGUACAAGAUAGAAAGCUUUUGUGGCGCGGAAAAAAUGGUGAAAUUCUCUUUUACGGGCAAUGGAAUCAACAACUUUGCAUCUAUUAUCCUAAAACGAAACAGUUUGUUACAGUACAUUCCGUAGCUGAUAUAUCCGAAGAUUCCAAGAAUGCCAUGGCGUUAAUAUGUUUGGACAGUUCAUAUUUCUAG